AUGGAACGAACAGUGUACUCGGAGCUGUCAAUGGAGUUUCAUCGAAGCCUACACCGCUGGGAGCCCUUCAUCAACUACAGCUAUAUCCUCAUCGAAGACCCGCGCAUCCGUCAACGAAAGCUACGAGAGGUGUUCCACUGGACUCGCACUAGGGCUUGGAUAGCCUUUGAUGGCCCGAUACUUGGGAUACGAAGAUCAUGUUCCCUCUCCGGAGUCGACUUCCGGAGUCGACUUCCAACUGCAGCAACGGCAGAACGCGUCAACUUUUUCCCGGGAAGUCGAGCUCGGAGGAAGCAGCAGAGGAACAAGAAAGGAAUAGAACAAGGAAAAAUGGAAUACUGUGGGGUAGGUGUCCCAGGAAGGCACCCAGGUAUUGGCCUGGUCACCCUAGGACAGUGCGGCAUUGCCGUCCUCGGCGGGCUGCGAGACUCGAGUUUGUCACUACCGGAAAAUGGCUUACUGGGACUCAAGGGGGAAUAA
Molecule: messenger RNA, 480 nt
Organism: Mytilinidion resinicola
Lineage: Eukaryota; Fungi; Ascomycota; Dothideomycetes; Mytilinidiales; Mytilinidiaceae
Exons: 1
Coding region: 1-480 (159 amino acids)
Source: RefSeq, a predicted model, not a curated record